This is a messenger RNA of Arabidopsis lyrata subsp. lyrata, 2107 nucleotides long. Its product is annotated as LOB domain-containing protein 29. Gene Ontology annotation, biological process: hormone-mediated signaling pathway; positive regulation of DNA-templated transcription. The coding region runs from base 352 to 1008 and encodes 218 amino acids. The transcript is spliced from 2 exons. Gene Ontology annotation, cellular component: nucleus. The record is from RefSeq and is a predicted model, not a curated record. Lineage: Eukaryota; Viridiplantae; Streptophyta; Magnoliopsida; Brassicales; Brassicaceae.
CUCCUAAUUAAAAAAAAAAAGAACGAAAUCACUCGUUUUUAUGCAUACAAAAAUCCAAAAGGAUUUGUCAAUUUCUUUAACAAGAAAAACAAAAUUGUACUAAUGCAAAAGGAAUGAAUAAAAAUAAAUAAUGAGACGUGUAAACCAUUAAGCAGACAAGAUGUAAUUAAGAAAUGUAAUAUUAUAUGUAACCCACCUUCAUCUUCACCUUUGCCAUGUUUAUAAAAUCUCUCCUUAAAGCUAUACUCAAGGUUAGAUCAAAACCUAAUUACAAUAGCAAUAAACACACAAUUAAUCACAAAAUUAAAUUCGACCUUUAAAAUCAAGAAUCGUCACAACACCAUCAUCAUCAUGAGUAGCUCCAGCUCUAGCUCUGGCUCUCCUUGUGGUGCUUGUAAGUUCCUUAGGAGGAAAUGUGCAAAGGGAUGUGUGUUUGCUCCAUACUUUUGUCAUGAACAAGGAGCUUCACACUUUGCAGCCAUCCACAAGGUCUUUGGAGCUAGCAAUGCUUCUAAGUUGCUCUCUCAUCUUCCCAUUAGCGAUCGCUGUGAAGCCGCUAUUACAAUCUCUUAUGAAGCUCAAGCUAGGCUUCAAGAUCCCAUCUAUGGCUGCGUUUCUCAUAUCUUUGCUCUCCAGCAACAGGUUGCGAAUUUACAAGCAGAACUUGAGAUUCUAAAGCAACAAGCAGCACAAAGCAUGAUUUUUGCUGAUUCACCAACAUCAGAAAACCCUAAUAGUUACUAUGGAGACACUACUAAGGCUCCUUGUCAUCAUGAUCUUCAAAAUAUUUAUUAUCAUCAAGAUCAGAGCCAUUUGGGUUACCAAACCGGAAGUUCAGGGACGGUUCAACACGGGGAUGCCACGGAGAGUAGUUACCACAACGAAACCUCCUCAGGCAUCGGAGAAUUCUCCAUCUACUCUGACUUGGAACAACACUUGAACACUUUCAAUCAAGAUCAUCUCAAAGAGCUGCAAUCAGCAAGUUUUGGCUACAUCUCCUUCUCGUGAUAUGGUUCUAUCAAGACAUGGGUUGAUUCUUAUCAAUAUCCGAUCUAUAUACAAUAUAUAUAGCUUAUAUAUAAUGUUUGAAGAUUUUUGAUGGUUUUAGUCUAGAUGAUGAUGCCUAGCUCAAAGAACCGGUGUUGUAUUCAUAAAUAAAAAGUACUAGAUGCCCUAGAAAUAUAUAAAGAUAUAUAUUUACAUCCUCAAGAUCUUUUUAAUGUAUAUUUCGAUAAAAUCAAGUUUUUCUUCUCCAUAUCGUCACAACUUUUAUCACGAAUUCCUAGCUAGCUCGCUAAACCAUGCCUGUCCUGCUGAUUCUUUAGAUUCUGCUAGUACGUACAGUCUAGUACACCCGACCUGGUUGUGGAAUUUCCCUCAAUAUUGGAGAAAGUCGAGAUCGAGUGGAUCAUUUUUAAGUGAAUUAUGAUCUUGGAUAUUUUUUUUUCUUUUUUUUUUUUUGUUACAUGGUCGAAAAUUUACAGUCUUGGGCUGUUGGGCAAAUGGGAAAAGUUUAGUUAAGCACCACAAGCUCUUAAUUAAUUACAUUAGCCAGUUCAGAUUCUUUUUUUUUUCAAACGAAAUGUGUUCUUGAAAUGUUUCAAACAUAAAGAGGUAAGUACAUUUUAAGAGAUCCAUCGUAGAUUUAUCUACUUCUAUUUAAACGCUAAAAAGAUUACUGGACAUAUAUGAGAUCCAUACUUCUGAUUUUGUAGAUAUGGAUCGAAUUUAGGGUUCAUCUACAUGAUCACAUAAUUCACUAAACCCAAACAUACUAUAUAAUAAUUAAUAUAUAUUUUUUGUUAUGUGAAAAGUAGUACAGUACAUAUGAGCAUACAAUCCACUUAACAACUAGUUUGAACUACUUGACAGAAAAAAAUUGAAUCUAAAGUACAGCCCCCAAUUUAUUAUUUGGCCACAUCUUUUUAUAUAUCAACUAGGUUUAAAAUAUCACUUGAAAGUGUUUUAUCGGUAGUAUAGAUUUACAAGACAAAAACACGAAAGAAAAUGCAAUAUAAAUAUUAAAAUAUGUAUGUGAGUGUUUCUUUUUUUGUUUUUAUGUGGUCUAGCUACCUAAUAUGGCAAUAUUUUUUUUGAUGGCAAUAUC